Apodemus sylvaticus (European woodmouse) is the source of this 1554-nucleotide messenger RNA. RefSeq names its product lysophosphatidylcholine acyltransferase 2B. The record is from RefSeq and is a predicted model, not a curated record. The coding region runs from base 1 to 1554 and encodes 517 amino acids. Gene Ontology annotation, cellular component: endoplasmic reticulum. The transcript has a single exon. Gene Ontology annotation, molecular function: calcium ion binding; 1-acylglycerophosphocholine O-acyltransferase activity. Lineage: Eukaryota; Metazoa; Chordata; Mammalia; Rodentia; Muridae.
AUGGCUCAUCUGACCCAGCGCAGAGAUACCACCGACACCAUGACGGAGGUGGAGGUUUGGGACAGCAGGACUGCACAGGAGGUGAACAAGUCCUUAUAUCCUCCUGCGGUGGCCAGCCCCUUCACUCACCACACACACCUGAGUGCCUGGCGCUGGGCCUGCACCAUCCUCUUGGGGACUGUGCUGGUACCAGUAAGGGUAUCCUGCAUUGUCUUCCUCCUCAUCCUUCUCUGGCCAGUGACCGUACUCUCCGCCAUUAACUUGCCUACUCAACCUACCAAACCCAUGAGAAGUUGGAGGAAACAUCUGAUGAAGCCGGCCCUCAUAUUCUUGUUUCGUUUGGCGUUCUUCUUUGCUGGGUUCCUGGUAAAGGUCAAAGGGAAAAAGGCCACCAGAGAGGAGGCCCCCAUCUUCGUCACCGCACCACACUCCACGUUCUUUGACGCAAUUGCUGUCGUUGUGGCAGGUCUCCCUUCGGUGGUCUCUGAUAGUCAGCAUGUGAGGAUCCCAUUGGCUGGGAAAUGCAUCCUGUUAACCCAGCCUGUGCUUGUGCAACGAGAAGACCCGAAUUCUAGAAAGACUACCCGGAAUGAAAUCCUCUCGAGAGUAAAAUCUAAAAUGAAGUGGCCGCAGAUUCUGAUUUUUCCGGAAGGACUGUGCACCAACCGCUCCUGUCUUGUCACUUUUAAACUAGGAGCCUUCUCCCCAGGUGUUCCUGUGCAACCAGUGCUGCUUAGGUACCCCAACACCCUGGACACCGUGACCUGGACUUGGCAUGGGUUCUCAGGCUUGCAGGUGUGUAUGCUUACUCUGAGUCAACCCUUCACUAGAGUGGAAGUUGAGUUCAUGCCUGUUUAUAUCCCAAAUGAAGAAGAAAAGAAAGACCCCAUCCUUUUUGCCAACACAGUCAGAAUCCACAUGGCAAAUGCUUUGAAGCUGCCUGUAACAGAUCACAGUUUCGAAGACUGCAAGCUGAUGAUUUCUGCUGGUGCACUUCAACUACCCAUGGAAGCUGGCUUGGUGGAAUUUACAAAAAUCAGUCAGAAACUGAAAUUAGAUUGGGACAAUAUUCACAAGCACCUGGACAAAUAUGCUUCAGUUGCAGUCUCCUCAAAAGGAGGCAAGAUCGGAAUUGAAGAGUUCUCACGUUAUCUCAAACUCCCGAUUUCAGAGCCCUUGAGACAGCUUUUUUCUCUCUUUGACAGGAAUCAGGAUGGCACGAUAGACUUCCGAGAGUAUGUGAUAGGUCUAACUGUCCUGUGCAACCCCUCCAACACGGAGAAGAUUCUGCAAAUGUCAUUUAAGCUUUUUGACCUUGACGAGGACGGUUACAUAACGGAACAGGAGCUGACAACCAUGCUACGGGCAGCUUUCGGAGUGCCGGACCUAGAUGUUUCCAGACUCUUCCAGCAGAUGGCUGGCAAGGAUUCAGAUCAGGUUUCAUACAGGACUUUUAGGAGGUUUGCCCUGAAACAUCCAGCAUAUGCCAAAUUAUUUCAUUCGUACAUAGACCUCCAGGCAGCCUAUAUAUACUCUUUACCAGGAGAAGCAUAA